Messenger RNA from Amblyraja radiata (thorny skate), 1383 nucleotides. It is a transcript of the gene slx1b, whose product is annotated as SLX1 homolog B, structure-specific endonuclease subunit. Bases 210 to 1154 code for a protein of 314 amino acids. The record is from RefSeq and is a predicted model, not a curated record. Gene Ontology annotation, cellular component: Slx1-Slx4 complex. Gene Ontology annotation, biological process: double-strand break repair via homologous recombination. The transcript is spliced from 7 exons. Gene Ontology annotation, molecular function: crossover junction DNA endonuclease activity; 5'-flap endonuclease activity. NCBI's taxonomy places the organism in Eukaryota, Metazoa, Chordata, Chondrichthyes, Rajiformes, Rajidae.
ACAGCGGCCUCCGCCAAUGGCAGCGCCGCUUCCGCCUCCCUCCGGCCAAUGGCGCCGCGAUCCGGCUCCGCCCCUUAAAGGGGCCGCCGCCCCGAUUUAAGGCGCGACUACUGCGGGCCCCGGGGUGCGAGAACCGGCCGAGCGGCCGCGGGGGUCCCCAGCGCUGCAUUGGUCAAUGUGCAAAAGACGGGGCUUGCAUCAGAGGUGCGAUGGGACGGGGCGAGGGGAGUUUUUUCGGGGUCUACUUGCUCCUGAGCCAGAACCCCAAGUUCAGGGGUCGGGUCUACAUCGGGUUCACGGUGAACCCCCAGAGGAGAGAGAGGCAGCACAACGCGGGCCGGCACAAGGGGGGGGCCCGGAGAACCAGCGGGAGGGGGCCCUGGGAGAUGAUUCUCAUCGUUCAUGGAUUCCCCAACGACAUCUCAGCGCUGAAGUUUGAAUGGUGCUGGCAGCAUCCUUCUCGAGCCCGGGGGCUGGUGCGAGGGGGAGGGGGAGAGGGGGAGGGGAGGCGGGUGGAGCCAAGCCGUCUGCGGGGGGAGACUAGCCUCUCCCACCAUCUCCGCCUCCUCUGGUUCUUGCUCCGAUGUCCCCAGUGGGGCCGAUUCCCACUCACCCUACGCUGGAUCCGGGCAGACAUCCGGAUCGAACCCCCUCCCCUCCUCGCCCCCCCUCCCCACCUCGCCCUGGCUUACGGUCAGCUGGAGACGGAGACACAGACGGAGACACAGACGGAGGCACAGACGGAGACACAGACGGAGACACAGACGGAGACACAGACGGAGACACAGAGCCAGAAGGAGAUGGAGAAGGGAGGAGAUUGUAGUGUCUGUGGGGAAAGACUCACGCUUGUCUCGGUGACGUUACCGUGUGUUCACCGCGGCUGCGCAGCAAGAUCCCACAUCCUGUGUCUGGCCCGGAGUUUCCUCGUGGGGAAACCGGACGAGUUGCUGCCCCUCGAGGGGGAUUGUCCACGCUGCCGACGACCCGCCCUCUGGGGGAACCUUGUUCGACGGAUGACCUUUGACCCAGACCCUGGCCACAGCUUGACCCAUCAGCAGGGUCAUUGGACAGAUGAGGUGAGGCCCUCGUUGGGCGUCAAGGGUGAAGAUUUGGAGGAUUCACUGGGGGUCGGAGAUGGGGGGGUCGUGCUGUGACCCAGCGAGCACAGGCCCAGCAGCGCCGACAAAAGCUCAUCGGAAACGUUGACCCACUCGUUCCUGGGAUGGUUCUUGUAAAACCUCCUCUGGACCCUCUCCAGAGCCCUACAUCCUUCCUCAGAUACGGGGCCCAGAACUGCUCACGGCUGCACCAGCCCCUUAUAGAGCCUCAGCGUUACACCCCUGUGUUUGUACACAAGCCCUCUGUAAAUAAACAAAUAAAUAA